Messenger RNA from Helobdella robusta, 444 nucleotides. RefSeq lists its product as hypothetical. NCBI's taxonomy places the organism in Eukaryota, Metazoa, Annelida, Clitellata, Rhynchobdellida, Glossiphoniidae. Gene Ontology annotation, molecular function: calcium ion binding. The annotation marks the transcript as partial. The record is from RefSeq and is a predicted model, not a curated record. The transcript has a single exon. Gene Ontology annotation, cellular component: plasma membrane. Gene Ontology annotation, biological process: homophilic cell-cell adhesion.
UAUCGUGUCGAAGAAGAAGUGGCGGUUGGAACGUUCGUUGGUGACGUGUUGAAGGAUAGCGGGCUGUUGCAAAAAUACGAGCAGAAGACUCUCGCCUUGUUAGAAUUCCUGGUCGUUCCCAGAGAAGUGCCUUACUUUAGUGUCGGAGAGACUGAUGGGGUUGUCCGGACGAAGAACCGGAUUGACAGGGAUGCGGGUGUACCUGGCUGCAGGGAGAAAUUAUUAUGCGAAAUAAAAAUUGACGUGGCCAUUAAGCCGACAAGAUAUUUUGAAAUUUUUCGAUUGGUAAUAGAAGUGAUCGACGUUAACGAUAAUUCGCCAUCUUUUAAACAGUCUAGUCAUUAUUUGUCUCUGGCAGAGUCAGUAGCGGUCGGUAGUCUGUAUCCGUUACCGACGGCUUCCGAUCCGGAUAGUCCAGUACACGGAGUUCAACGCUACGCCCUG